This is a messenger RNA of Dioscorea cayenensis subsp. rotundata (Guinea yam), 1278 nucleotides long. Its product is annotated as receptor-like protein EIX1. The transcript has 2 exons. Gene Ontology annotation, molecular function: protein binding. The record is from RefSeq and is a predicted model, not a curated record. Lineage: Eukaryota; Viridiplantae; Streptophyta; Magnoliopsida; Dioscoreales; Dioscoreaceae. Bases 1 to 1278 code for a protein of 425 amino acids.
AUGAGAAGUUAUAUUCUUGAUCUUUCAAACAACAAUUUGGAAGGGAGUCUACCAACUACUGUGAAAAAUUAUCUGUUCACUAGUGUUGAUUUGAGUUUUAACAGAUUUGAAGGCCUGAUUCCUGAGUUUGAACCUUCCCAACUCACUGUUUUAGAUCUCACCAACAACUCAUUCUCAGUCUUCUCUUUAUCUCAUAAUCAUAUCAAUGGAAGCAUUCCAUCCUUCUUUUGUAAUCUUACCUCCUUGGCAUUGCUUGAUUUAUCUAACAAUGAUAUGUCUGGAGGAAUUCCCCACUGCUGGAAUUCAACAUCAUUUUUGGAAGUUGUUGAUUUCUCUAACAACAAUUUUACUGGUAAAAUUCCUGAUGGCCUUAUGUCCUUAACCAAUCUCAGAUCCUUACAUUUGAGAAAUAAUGGCUUCUAUGGUGAUCUGCCCUUGUCCUUAAAAAUGGCCAACAAGUUGGUCACUCUCGACAUUGGUGAAAACAAACUCUCAGGUAACAUACCGACAUGGUUAGGGGAAAACCUUUCAUCUUUAGCGGUUCUUCGCUUGAGAUCAAAUUUAUUGGAAGGUGUCAUCCCAGAACAAUUAUCAAAACUCUCCUCUCUUCAAAUCCUGGACCUUGCACACAACAACCUAUCAGGUUGCAUUCCUCAUUUUUUUGGAGAUUUCAAAGCCAUGGCAUCCACAAACCACAAUCAAUGGUGGUCUUUGCUUCCCAUUGUCAGUGACGUAUAUUUUGCUUAUUCUUACUGGGGCAAUAGUAAUUCUCCAAAUAUAUUUGGCUACUCAGAAUCUCUCCUGAUAACAGCAAAGGGUUUGCAAAUUGAAUACCAAAAAAUUCUAUCAUUAGUCACAAGCAUGGACUUAUCAAACAAUAAGCUUUCCUGUGAGUUGCCUGAAGAACUAACUAAACUACAUGGGCUGCACUUCUUGAAUCUUUCUGGUAACCUUUUCAGUGGAAAGAUACCAGAUAAUAUCAGUGACAUGAAACAGCUGGAAUCACUUGAUCUAUCAAAGAACAAUUUAUCCGGCUCUCAUUCCAUCAAGCAUAUCUACUUUGAACUUUAUGGGUCAUUUAAACUUGUCCCACAACAGUUUGUCCGGCAAAAUUCCAUCAGGCAGGGCAACUUCAGACUUUCGAUCCAUCAGCCUAUAAUUGGAACAAUAAUCUCUGUGGACCACCUCUUCAGAAUUGUUUUAAUGAAACACAUUCUCCAAGUGCAAGUGAGGAAGAAGGAAACAAAGAUCAGUCAGAGAUGUUAUGGCUUUAUGUAA